AAAACGAUAAAACUAAAUAAGAGGAGAACCAUAUUUUUUGAGACGCUGCUGUCGUCGGCGCAUGCUCUUUGCAUGUUGUUUGCUGUCCCGCAUUGUUGUCAUUCCUCCCUGCCUCUUCAUUUUUCUUUUCCUUUCUGCCUCUUCUCCUGUUUCUGCCGCUUUUCUGCUACCUCUUGCAACUCAAUUUUCGGUCGAAGGGGAAAUCAAAUGAUUUUGAUUUCAUUCAUCACACACAUUAGCACGCACUCGCACAGUGGAGACAAACCAGUCUUUUGACUGCAAGUUGAAACUGCUGCUGAGUCUCCACUUCAAUUCCGAAUUCGGAAAUCCACCACCGAAUACCAGGGGUAAUUGUUUAUGAUUCGAGGGGAUCAUCUCGAAACGGUUGUUAAGCCUAUGGCAUUGGAGACUCAGCAUUUUUGGCCCGCAAUACAGGUCUUUCAACCUGACCCCCUGAAUUUCACUAUCGUGGUUCUACGGCAAAACACAACCCAUACAUAAGUAAUGUCGCCUACUCCCACUUAAACAUCUUCUCUGCGUAGGAUGACGAGGGGAAGGAUUGACAGACGGGGAGAGCAGGAUAGCUGGCACAGAGCAAUGAUACUAAAAAUAGAAGUUAUGGGCACAGGCAACUCUGACAAGUGACCUGCUUUAAACAUACAUACAAUACAUAUAUUUGUGUAUUGCAUGCAUAAAUGCUAAACGGUAAAUUUUUAGUAGGUCACGGAACAUAAUAAAUUUACGAGUUGAUUUGCAAAGGAAGUGCCAAGGAUAGAGUUCUCUCAAUAUACACCAUAAAUUUCUUUAGACAGUUUAAAACUCAUUUCGAAGGAUAAUGUUUGGCUUAUUAAUUAACUUAACUUAAAGAGGCUUGUAUAGGUUUUUUGUAUUCCCUGUUUCACUUCAAUGUUGUCCAGUGUAACUAUAAUGGUCACCCAAAUCAAAGCGUAUCUCGUUCCGUCGCACUUUUUCGUUUCAAUUUUGUUUUCGUUUUCUUUGCCGUUUUUGGACUGUGAGUGCAUUAUUACACGAUCCCGUCUUUGUCUUUCUCAAUGAUCGCCCGUCUCUUUUGCUCCUCCUGCUCUCUUUCCCCGUUCCUCUUUGGAGUGCGAGUGAGAGUCCGAGCGCAUGCAUGUGCGGUCACGAAAAGUGAAUCAACAGGAGAAGCAACAAAAACUCGCACACCACCAUCUUCACCCAUUACUUCGGCAGCAGGCGCAAACGCAACCCUAAAGGGCACCUCCACCUCUCGCGAGGAUCCCCAGCGACCGCUUAGGUGCUUGGAAACACUUGCCCAAAAGGCGGGAAUCAGCUUCGACGAGGACGUCGUCAGUGGAUCCUUAGCCUCUCAAUCGCCCACCACCAAGACACGUCUGGCAGUCGCGACGCCACCUAUUCGACGACGCCAUCCUCUGCUGCCGCUCAGUUCACCUACAACCCCUAACUCGAAGUCGCGCGGCCACAAGCUGGAGAAGUCACAAAGUCCCGCCCAGCAGGUGGCGGCCGCCACCACCGUGCCGAUCCAAAUCUCCCCCGAGCAAUUGCAACAUUUCUACGCCAGCAAUCCGUAUGGCAUCCAGGUGAAGCAGGAGUUCCAAACGCACACGGCUGGCGGAGGAGGAACCGAGCUGAAGCAUGCCACAAACAUCCUGGAUGUGCAGCAGCAGCUGCAGCUGCAACAGCAGCUAUCCGAGGCGAGUGGCGGAGGCGCAGCCCCGGGCGCCUCCGGCGGAGCACCUAGUCCGGCCAACUCGCAGCAGAGCCAGCAGCAGCAGCACUCCACCGCCAUCAGCACCAUGUCGCCAAUGCAGUUGGCGGCGGCAACCAGCGGAGUGGGCGGGGACUGGACGCAGGGCAGGACGGUGCAGCUGAUGCAGCCGUCGGCCGGCUUUUUGUACCCGCAGAUGAUUGUGUCCGGCAACCUGCUGCACCCAGGCGGCCUGGGCCAGCCGCCCAUCCAAGUGAUCACAGCCGGCAAGCCCUUCCAGGGCAAUGGCCCCCAGAUGCUCACCACCACGACGCAGAACGCCAAGCAGAUGAUCGGGAGCCAGGCGGGGUUCGCCAGCGGCAACUACACAACCUGCAUUCCGUCGAACCAACACCAGUCGCCCCAGACACUGCUCAUCUCGCCGGUGAACGUCAUCUCGCACUCGCCGCAGCAGCAGCAGAACCUGCUGCAGUCGAUGGCCGCCGCCGCCCAGCAGCAGCAGCUGACCCAGCAGCAACAGCAGCAGCUCACGCAGCAGCAGCAGCAGCUCACUCAGCAGCAACAGCAGCAGCAGCAGCAGCUGACAGCUGCGCUGGCGAAGGUGGGGGUGGACGCGCAGGGCAAGCUGGCCCAGAAAGUGGUCCAGAAGGUGACCACCACCAGCAGCACUGUGCAGGCGGCCUCGGGACCAGGAUCCGCUGGGACGGCACAGACCCAGCAGGUGCAGCAGGUCCAGCAGCAGCAGCAGCAGACCACCCAGACCACUCAGCAAUGUGUCCAGGUCUCGCAGUCGACGUUGCCAGUGGGAGCAGUGGGAGUGGGUGCCCAGUCCGUCCAAACGGCCCAGCUCCUGAAUGCCGGACAGGCGCAGCAAAUGCAGAUCCCCUGGUUUUGGCAGAACGCAGGUGGCCUCCAGCCCUUCGGCUCGAACCAGAUCAUCCUGCGCAACCAGCCGGACGGGACACAGGGCAUGUUCAUCCAGCAGCAGCCAACCACGCAGACCCUGCAGACCCAGCAAAAUCAGAUCAUCCAGUGCAAUGUGACCCAAACGCCCACCAAGGCCCGCACCCAACUGGAUGCACUGGCUCCCAAGCAGCAACAGCAGCAGCCGCAGCAGACGGGGAGCACCAACCAGACGCAGCAGCAGCAGCAGCAACAGCAGCAACAGCUGGCCGUGGCCACCGCCCAGUUGCAGCAGCAACAGCUCACGGCAGCAGCUCUGCAGCGACCAGGAGCCCCGAUGAUGCCCCACAACGGCACCCAGGUGCGUCCGGCCAGCUCCGUGUCCACACAGACGGCCCAGAACCAGAGUCUGCUCAAGGCCAAGAUGCGCAACAAGCAGCAGCCGGUGCGCCCCGCUCUGCCAACCCUGAAAACCGAGAAUGGUCAGGUGGCGGGUCAGAACAAGGUAGUGGGUCACCUGACCACAGUGCAGCAGCAGCAGCAGGCGACGAAUCUCCAGCAGGUGGUCAACGCGGCGGGCAACAAAAUGGUUGUGAUGAGCACGACGGGCACGCCCAUCACCCUCCAGAACGGGCAGACCCUCCAUGCGGCGGGAGUGGACAAACAGCAGCAGCAGCUGCAGCUGAUCCAGAAGCAGCAAAUCCUACAGCAACAAAUGUUCCAGCAGCAGAUUGCUGCCAUCCAGAUGCAGCAGCAGGCGGCAGCCCAGGCCCAACAGCAGCAGCAAGUGACCCAGCAGCAGCAGCAGCAAGUGAACGCCCAGCAGCAGCAACAGGCGCAACAACAGCAACAGCAAAGGGAGCAGCAGCAGCAGCAGCAACAGCAAGUAGCCCAGGCGCAAGUGCAGCACCAGCAGCAGCAGCAGCAGGCGCUGGCCAACGCCACUCAGCAGAUCCUGCAGGUGGCGCCCAACCCCUUCAUCACGUCCCACCAGCAGCAGCAGCAGCAGCUCCAGCACCAGCUGAUCCAGCAGCAGCUGCAACAACAGGCGCAGGCGCAGGUGCAAGCCCAGGUGCAGGCGCAGGCGCAGCAGCAGCAACAGCAGCGCGAGCAGCAGCAGAACAUCAUCCAGCAGAUUGUGGUGCAGUCGGGCGGGACGACCGCCCAGCAGCAGCAGCAGCAGCAGGCUCAGCAGCAAUCCGGACAGCUGCAGCUGAGUAGCGUGCCAUUUUCGGUGUCUUCGGUGUCCACGACGACGCCAGCCGGGAUAGCCACUUCCAGCGCCCUGCAGGCUGCCCUCUCUGCCUCCGGCACCCUCUUCCAGACCCCCAAGUCCGCCAGCUCCUGCAGCUCCUCCCUGCCCACCAGCGGAGUGGUCACAAUUACGAACCAGAGCAGCACUCCGCUGGUCACCAGCAGCACGGUGGCCACUCUGCAGCAGGCGCAGGCACAGGCCCAAGCUCAGCUGCAACAGCAGCAGCAGCAGCAGCUGAUCACCGCCACCUUAGCCGCCGCCACUCAACAGCAGCAGCAGCAGGGGCCACCUUCACUCACCCCGACCACGCCCUCGCCCUCCACCAAUCCCAUCCUGGCCAUGACCUCGAUGAUGAACGCCACGGUGGGUCACCUGGCCACUACUCCGCCCGUGACUGUGUCUGUGACCAGCACCGCAGUCACUCCGUCGCCGGGUCAGCUGGUCACGCUCAGCAGUGCCAGCAGCGUAGGAGGAGGAGGAGGAGUGGGAGUGGGAGGCUUCCCGGCCACGCCCUCCAAGGAAACACCUCCGAAGGGGCCGACUGCCACCCUGGUGCCCAUUGACUCGCCCAUGACGCCAGUAGCAGCACACGACUCCUGCAGCACGGCCAAGUCCUCCACUCCCGCCACCGCCAGUGCGUCCAGCAGCUCAGUGGAGGCCAGCAGCUCCACGAGCGAUGCUCUGCCCAACGGAGAAGCGACGGACAGGGCCUCCACGCCCUCGAAGGUCGCCGUCACUCCGACGAGCAAGCAGAGCAGCGCGGUGCAGCCGACCAGCAGCACCAACAGCACUCCCAACAGUGCUGCUGGCAAGGAGGAGCCCAAGGGUCUCCAGUCAGUCUCCGCCAGUUGCACGUCCGCAGCAGCGACGCCAACCACGACAACGGUUAGCGGGAUCAACGGGAUUGGCCAAGGGAUUGGGACCAAGACGACAGCGAGCACCACCGUAACGACCGGCACCACCGCUAGCACGACUACCGCGACCUGCAGCAGCACUUCGUCCACGACCAGCAGCAUCACGACCACCAGCACCACCACUACGACGACGAGCAACAACGGGGCCAAGGAUCUGCCCAAGGCGAUGAUCAAGCCGAAUGUCCUCACCCACGUCAUAGACGGCUUCAUCAUCCAGGAGGCCAACGAGCCUUUCCCCGUCACCAGGCAGCGAUAUGCGGACAAGGACGUCAGCGAUGAGCCGCCAAAGAAAAAGGCGGCCAUGCAGAUGCAGGAGGACCUCAAGCCGGGUGGAAUGGCGUCGGCUCCAGCCUCGGACAUGGUUGCGUGCGACCAGUGCGGGAAACUGGAGCACAAGGCGAAGCUCAAGAGGAAGCGCUACUGCUCGCCGGCUUGUGCCAGGCAGGCGAAGAACGGAAUCGGAGGGGAAGCAGGGGAGACCAACGGCCUGGGGACGGGCGGAAUCGUUGGCGUGGACGCCAUGGCGCUGGUGGACAAGCUGGACGAAGCCAUGGCCGAGGAGAAGAUGCAGACGGAAGCCCUGCAGGCGAUGUCCGAAGGAACUCCCACUGCCACUCAGUUGCCACCCACUGAGGUGGCUCCCAUGCCACUGCCUGUGCUGGCGGCCAUUCCAGUCGCUCCGUGUGCGCUGCCUCUGGCAUUGCCGCUGCCGAUCUCCGCGAUCUCUGGGAUCCCUGCCCCUGCAGCUGUUGCUCCUGCUCCUGCGGUGGCGGCCACGUCCUCGAGUGUCAACGGAACAGACCGUCCGCCCAUCAGCGGCUGGAGUGUCGAGGAGGUCAGCAACUUCAUUCGGGAGCUGCCUGGGUGCCAGGACUACGUGGACGACUUCGUCCAGCAGGAGAUCGACGGCCAGGCGCUGCUGCUGCUCAAGGAGAACCACCUGGUGAACGCCAUGGGCAUGAAGUUGGGCCCAGCCCUCAAGAUAGUGGCCAAGGUGGAGUCCAUGAAGGAGGUUCCGCCGCCCGGCGAUGCGAAGGAUGGGGUGGCCGGAGGAGUGCAAUAGUGUCAGCGUGGUGAGCCGGGUGAGAUGAUGCCGUCGCCCUCGUACUCGAUCACCCCGCCCCCGUAUUCGCCGGUGGGUCCGGGGCUGGAUCGGCGACCCGCCGCGACUCCCACUCCCGCUCCCGCUCCCGCUGGCACUCCGCCGGAGUCCGAGGACAGCAGCGGGGGCAGUCACCUGUGCUUCGACCUGACCACGCGCCUCUGCCACGACCUGCGGCUGGAGGAGGAGCCGUAGCUCUGGACUGGGUCUAACCUGGCACAGCCUGGUCCCACCUGGUCCAGGACCAGCCAGCCAAGCUGAAUCUGAUUCACUUGCAGCGAACAGUGUUACUUUUGUACGUAAUUUAAACUAAAGUCUAAAGGGGUGGUGCAUAGCUCGAGAAUAAGGCCGCCGCAUGUAGGAUAGUGCAUGGACUGCUAUCCCAGUCAUCAAGAAUCAAGAAUCAUCGAUUGUACAGAACUCAGAACUCACCCGUACACCGUACACCUAAGCGCAAACGUAUUUAUUGAAACGUUAAUCAUUACACAACUCGCAGUGGGAAGAGCAAGAAAAUCACUUAAACUAUAGGUAAGCGGGAGUACAUUUAGAUUUGAUUAACGAAUAAGCCUGAAGUAAUUCCUAAGUGAAACUGAAUUGAAUGCGUCAUCUGACCACCUAAUUUAUUUAAGGGGAGAUCGAAAGAGUUGUCCGAUGAGCUAUCACUUUCAUAGAUAGUGUACGUAUUUUAUUUCUUAAUCAAGAGUUAGGAAGUUAUGGGGGUCGACUGAAAUUACAAAUAUUCUUAGGUAAUCAUAAAAACAUGACACGAGUAUCUGAGUAUAUAUAAAGAUAUAUUUAAUUUUUUUUUCGAAAGUUCCGUGGUUGUAUUAACUUAUUUUUUUCCUAUUGCUGAACAAAAUAAAAACUUUUACUGUAUAGUGUUUAACGAACGUAAACA
Molecule: messenger RNA, 6780 nt
Organism: Drosophila ficusphila
Lineage: Eukaryota; Metazoa; Arthropoda; Insecta; Diptera; Drosophilidae
Product: polyhomeotic-proximal chromatin protein-like
Exons: 5
Coding region: 1053-5843 (1596 amino acids)
Cellular component (GO): nucleus; PRC1 complex
Molecular function (GO): protein binding; zinc ion binding
Source: RefSeq, a predicted model, not a curated record